AUGAGCUCGCAGGGCGGCCGCGGCAGCGGUGGGCGUCGCGGGGCGGACAGCGGGGACGCGGAGCCGCCGCCCCCGUCGGCGCCGCCCGGCGAGCCGGCCCCGGGCCCCGCGGCGCCGCGCCCCCCGCCGCCCGCGUCGCCGCCCGAGUGCGCGGCGGGGCCGGUGCGGCCGCCGGGGGAGGUGGCCCCGCGUCGCCGGGCCACAGACGAGCGCCCGCCGCCGCCGCCGCCGCUGCCGCUCGCCGGCCGGGAGGCGAUCGCGGCUGGCGACUCCCGGGAAGCUCCGCGGGGCCUCCCGGAGGCGGCGGCCCCCGAGGCGGCGGGGGGCCGGGGCGGCCCCGGGCAGCCCGAGGCGGCGGCGGCGGCGGGCGGGGAGGGCGAGCGGCGGGGCGCGGGCGAUCAGCAGCCCGAGACGCGCUCGGUGUGCAGCAGCCGCAGCAGCAGCAGCGGCGGCGAGCGGCGCGCGGGGCACCAGCACCAGCACCACCAGCCCAUCUGCAAGAUCUGCUUCCAGGGCGCCGAGCAGGGUGAGCUUUUAAAUCCCUGCCGCUGUGACGGAUCUGUGAGGUACACACACCAGCUCUGCCUGCUCAAGUGGAUCAGUGAGAGGGGCUCCUGGACGUGUGAACUCUGCUGCUACAGAUACCACGUCAUCGCCAUUAAAAUGAAACAACCUUGCCAGUGGCAAAGCAUUUCUAUAACACUGGUUGAGAAAGUUCAGAUGAUUGCUGUAAUCCUAGGAUCCCUGUUCUUAAUAGCGAGUGUGACUUGGCUCCUCUGGUCAGCCUUCAGCCCCUAUGCAGUGUGGCAGAGGAAGGACAUCCUCUUUCAGAUCUGCUAUGGAAUGUAUGGUUUUAUGGAUCUAGUGUGCAUAGGUCUCAUCGUCCACGAAGGAGCUGCAGUGUACAGAGUGUUUAAGCGCUGGAGAGCUGUUAAUUUGCACUGGGAUGUCUUAAAUUAUGACAAAGCCACAGACAUCGAGGAAAGUACCCGAGAAGAGUCGUCCACAAGCAGGACUUUAUGGUUACCGCUGACCGCUCUGCGAAACAGGAACUCUGUGCACCCGAUGCAGCUCACCUCGCCGAGGUUUCAGUGCGGCUACAUGCUGCUGCACCUGUUCAACCGGAUGAGGCCCCACGAGGACCUGUCGGAGGAUAACAGCUCCGGGGAGGUGGUGAUGAGAGUGACCUCCGUGUGAUGGGCGCCCUCCCACGCCGCCCGGCCGGCCGCCCUGCACAACCCGGAAUGUAAUUGCAAUGAAUGGCAAAAAAAAAACCCCAACCACACAGCAC
Molecule: messenger RNA, 1291 nt
Organism: Perognathus longimembris pacificus (Pacific pocket mouse)
Lineage: Eukaryota; Metazoa; Chordata; Mammalia; Rodentia; Heteromyidae
Gene: Marchf11
Product: membrane associated ring-CH-type finger 11
Exons: 4
Coding region: 1-1197 (398 amino acids)
Biological process (GO): protein ubiquitination
Molecular function (GO): ubiquitin-protein transferase activity; zinc ion binding
Source: RefSeq, a predicted model, not a curated record